Messenger RNA from Callorhinchus milii (elephant shark), 1916 nucleotides. RefSeq names its product endoplasmic reticulum lectin 1 (gene erlec1). The coding region runs from base 78 to 1535 and encodes 485 amino acids. The transcript has 15 exons. The record is from RefSeq and is a predicted model, not a curated record. Gene Ontology annotation, cellular component: endoplasmic reticulum lumen. Lineage: Eukaryota; Metazoa; Chordata; Chondrichthyes; Chimaeriformes; Callorhinchidae. Gene Ontology annotation, biological process: endoplasmic reticulum unfolded protein response; retrograde protein transport, ER to cytosol.
GCCGGAAGUGCACGUGGCAGCUGGAGGUGAGAUGCCGGAGUUGUUCCCUCGGCCGCGGGCUGCCGGAGUGACUGACGAUGGUGUAUAAGCUGCUGGACGGGCCCGUGUCGCUGCCGCUCCUCCGCCUGCUCCUGUGCGGUGUUUUGCAGUUGUCCCCGGGCACCGGCAGCAGGAGCUUCCCUUCCCUCAGCGACGACAUCCCCUUCAGGAUAACGUGGCCCGGAGCAGAGUUCUCGCUCCCAACAACAGGAGGUCUGUACAAACCUGAUGACUAUGUAAUUGUCACAACAGUAGAUAAUGAGAGAUACAAAUGUAUGCUGCCUUCAGUUGGAAAUGGAGAUGAGGGUGAAGACCAAGAAUACAAAGGCCUGGGGCCUGCUGAGCUAUUGGAGCCACUCUUCAAACAGAGCAGCUGCUCCUACAGGAUUGAAUCUUACUGGACAUAUGAAGUGUGCCAUGGGAAACAUAUUCGUCAGUACCAUGAAGAAAAGGAAACGGGUCAGAAAGUUAACAUACAAGAAUAUUACCUUGGCGCCACGAACACUGAAUCUGAAACCAAAGACUCCACCUCAGAAAAACACACUGACGCAGAAAAACUAAAAGUUCAUACCAAAAAUAUAGAAGGGCAGAUUACUCCUUAUUACCCCGUAAUAAUGGGGAAUGGUACCCCAUGCAGCCUAAAGCAGGACAAGCCCAGAGUUACCACUGUAAUGUAUGUCUGCCACCCUGAAGCUAAACAUGAGAUCCUCUCAGUUGCUGAAGUCACCACCUGUGAAUACGAAUUGGUAAUCUUGACACCACUCUUGUGCAACCAUCCAAAAUACAGGUUUAGAUCCUCCCCAGUUAAUGAUAUAUUUUGCCAGUCAAUGCACGGAUCACCAUUAAGACCUCAAAGUCUUGAACGAUUAGAAAAACAAGAGGAAGAGAUGAAACCGCCUCUCACUGCCCCAAGAACAAAUGAGGAAAUGGCCACAACAUCCACAAAAGAUGAAAAGUUUUCUUCUCACAAGACGAUCAAAGUUGGAGGACAGCAGCAGAUUUCUGUAGGAACCACUCACAUCUCUAAACUGAGUGAUGAACAGCUCAUUCAGGAAUUUCUAAGUGGCUCUUACUGUUUCCAUGGGGGUGUAGGAUGGUGGAAAUAUGAAUUCUGCUACGGGAAACAUGUGCAACAGUAUCAUGAGGAUAAGGGGGCUGGCAAAAGCAUCAUAGUGGUAGGAACCUGGAAUAAAGAGGAUCACAACAUGUGGUCUAAAAAGAAUUCACCCAGAUCUUACCAAUGGAUGGAAGAUGGAGAACAGAAAGUGAGGGUUGUUUCACAUUUCUAUGGAAAUGGUGAUCUUUGUGAUUUAACAGGGAAGCCAAGGCAGGUGGUUGUAAAAUUAAAGUGCAAGGAAUCAGAGUCUCCUCAUGCAGUCACAAUCUACAUGCUUGAGCCACAAACUUGCCAGUACAUCCUCGGGGUGGAAUCGCCUGUUAUUUGUAAAAUUCUGGAUACAGCCGAUGAAUAUGGAGCGCUAUCAGUUCCCAGUUAAACUACUGACCAGUUUUGUAUUGCUAAAGCAAAGUUUGUUAUACUAAAUGAUUCUCUGGGAAUAAAUAUGCAGGUUUAAUAUGAUAAUACCCCACCUCCACUAUCAGCAAUGUUACAUAUCAUUUAAUUUGCAAAUGAACACUGGAAAAUAACCAAUUUAAGUAUUUGAUCAUUUACAUCUAUAUUGUAAAAGGAAAUGGUGGUGUAAACCAAAUUCUUUGGUAUGUAAGGUUGUAAAUACACUGUAAAGAAAACUAAUAUUUUCGACUGCAUCUGAAUAACUUUGCAUUUGUAUAAGGCUUGAAUGAUACUUGAAAUGUGUACAUAUGCUGUGUUAUGUAAUUCUACAAGUUGUAAAUUUUAAACUUUUUUUUGAAAUCUU